CUUGGGUUACCUUACCCGUCGCUGCAUUGGGUGGCAUGGACAUGGUAGGUUCGUGGGUGCCUGAAUUUGAGGCUUGCGUUACCUAACCCAGGCAAUCAACUUGUUUUAAUCACUGGUAUUGGCGUCACUCAUCCACCACGUCGUUCGGUCAAUGCUUUUCCGUUGACGAAGCGUCAUAACCAAGGCGGGCGGGGCUUCGAAUCUGCCUGUUUGGUUCCAGGCAGUUUCCUGAGCUUUCUGCUUAUAUCAACCCUACAGUCCUGAGCUGAGCCUCAUCGGCAAAGCUAAGAUGGGGGAUUCUUCAAACAUCACACUGCGCCUGUUUGAUCUGUUGGACAUCAAUGAUUUCAUGGUCUGGGCCACGGACGAUCAAGUCAGCAAAUUCUGUUCAUGGGACACUUACAAAUCCAAAGAAGCCGUCAUGCGCUAUAUCACCGAUGUCGUCAUCCCUCACCCAUGGUUCAGAGCCAUAUGCCUGGACAACCGCCCGAUCGGGGCCAUUUCGGUGAUUCCCAACGAGGGAAGAGAUGGCUGCAGAGCCGAGCUUGGAUACGUCUUGGGAUCGAACUAUUGGGGCAGAGGGAUUGCCACGAGGGCCGUGAAGAUGGUGGCUACUACCAUAUUCACCGAGUGGCCGCACGUGGAGAGGCUUGAGGCUCUGGUUGAUGUCGACAACCCGGGGUCUCAGAAGGUGUUGCUGAAGGCCGGGUUCCAGAGAGAAGGUGUUCUGAGGAAGUAUUGUCUUCUGAAGGGGAAAACUAGGGAUAUCGUGAUGUUCAGCCUUCUUUCGACUGAUCCACAGGUGAACUGAUUCAAGCAUGGUUGGUGGGUUUUGAAUGUUGUGUUGCUUUGGGAUUGUAACUGUUUGAUAGAAUGCUUCAAUGAGAUAAUGAUAUGGCCAUGUAUAGGCUUUUCAUGAGACUUGUUACUGUGAAUGGGUCUGUCGAGAUGCAACAUAUCGUUUGAACAGAGUACUCUCAAUAGCCGAUUUCUUUCUUCACCAGUGGGAUUAUAUAAGCAAAAGGAAUCAAUGCUGGAACUGGAAGGAUAAUGAUUCUUGAUUGGAAUUGGGUGAAAUUUUCAUUCAAAUAUUUCUUUUCACACUCGGUCCAAUUCCCAAUUCGUUUAUUGCUGCAUCACUGUCCAUGUCAGAAUUAUUAGUUUUCGCGGUGCAGAUACUUUUGUUCAAUUAUUCUUCAGAUAUGGUGCUCUUUGUUUGCAUGUGAGAUUAGACUCAAUUGUUACCUCACUCAUUCAAUUAGGUUGAUGGACUUUGACCACAAAUAGAAAACACUUUAUUUA
Diospyros lotus (date-plum) is the source of this 1302-nucleotide messenger RNA. RefSeq lists its product as uncharacterized. Gene Ontology annotation, molecular function: acyltransferase activity, transferring groups other than amino-acyl groups. Lineage: Eukaryota; Viridiplantae; Streptophyta; Magnoliopsida; Ericales; Ebenaceae. The record is from RefSeq and is a predicted model, not a curated record. Bases 290 to 811 code for a protein of 173 amino acids. The transcript has a single exon.